AUGGGAUUUAUCUCCAACAUAUCUCGGUUCAUCCUAUCCGGAUUGUCGAUUUGGCAAAGGCAUUCGCGAUUUGUGAUUCCAUCUGCAUUCGUAUUAUUAUUCGGAGUCCUCAUGUUGCUCUCUAACCUCCUAUAUACUAUUCUCAACUACGACAACUUGAACUGGAUAAACAAGGUUGUCGAUUACGGAUGGAUCUCAGUUUACUUGACUGCGAUCUAUAUCACCUUAUGCCACAAGGAGGAAAUAAAAUCCCUGAGCAAGGAGCUGGAUCAAUGGUGGAAAUAUAACUGUCUAGAAAAAGAGACCACCCAGUUGAAGAAAAAAUCUGAGGACUGGAUGAGGGCUUUCAAUGCUUAUUAUAUUAAUUGCUCAAUCAUAAGUUGGACUUUCUACGUUCUACUACCCGCAGCCAAAUUCUUCUAUAAGGGCCCGAAGCAGAGAGGCGACGCCCUUAUCUUUGCGGCCUGGACUCCAUUCCCGCUGAACACGAUUUGGGGAUACUGGAUCACCUACGGCUUCGAGGUAUUGAUGAUGGCCUUUGCCCAAUGUGUUUACUGCCAACUCUUCCUACUCCUGAUGACCUUUGCUAUUGUUAUUGGACAUCAGAUGAGGCUUGUUGGCACUGCAUUCCUGACCAUCUUUAAAAGGAUCAAUAUGAUGAUGAAUGAUAUAGAAAUUGGAAGCAGGAAGGAAUAUUAUGAAAUCAGAGAUGUUCUACUCGCUGGAGAAUUGAAAAACGGAGUAAUGCACUUUCAGCACCUUUACAGAUGUGCGUAUCGGCUUUCUAGAAUUUUCUCGCCUAUGACAAACGUAACCUAUCACGGAGGCAUGUGGGUGAUGUGUUCAAUAGCAGUCAAGGCCGCAACUGAAAUGACUUUCGUAGUCAUGUUGCAAGCAUUCAUGAUGAUCAGUACAGUAAUAUUGAGUCAAUAUGUCUACAGUUUGGUUAACGAGUGUCUAAUAGAGGAGGUUCAAAAACUACGUAACGUAGCCUACGAUUCACCUUGGUAUGAAAUGCCUAUCAAAAUUAGGAAAGCAUUUCAAAUAUUUCAAAGUAUGCUUGACUCUGAUAGAUUUCCGACUUUACGAACAAUCUUGGGAAGCCAGACUAAUAUGGAAAAUCUAAGUAAGGUGAUAAAUGCAUCUUACUGUUACUUCAGUAUGUUAAUUACAAUAAAAUCGAGAUAUGAAACUACUUCAACCUCAGACUUGUAA
Messenger RNA from Nezara viridula (southern green stink bug), 1215 nucleotides. NCBI's taxonomy places the organism in Eukaryota, Metazoa, Arthropoda, Insecta, Hemiptera, Pentatomidae. The record is from the annotation of a GenBank genome assembly.